Molecule: messenger RNA, 652 nt
Organism: Ictalurus furcatus (blue catfish)
Lineage: Eukaryota; Metazoa; Chordata; Actinopteri; Siluriformes; Ictaluridae
Product: C-C motif chemokine 3-like
Exons: 3
Coding region: 64-369 (101 amino acids)
Biological process (GO): neutrophil chemotaxis; inflammatory response; cellular response to tumor necrosis factor
Cellular component (GO): extracellular region
Molecular function (GO): chemokine activity; CCR chemokine receptor binding
Source: RefSeq, a predicted model, not a curated record
CAGUGCUGAAGUGAUAUCUGCAUUAAUACGGUUCUGUUCACGUCGUCAUCACCAUCAGCGGUCAUGUCCUCCGGUUCUCUCCUGCUGGUUCUGCUGGUUCUCGGCUGCCUUCAGUCCUUCACAGAGGCCCAGAGUGCAUUAACACCAGAACAAUGCUGUUUCAAAUUCCAGACGAAAAUAAUCCCUCAACGACUGAUUAAGGGGUAUAAAGAAACUCGGCUUGACUGUACAAAAGCUGGAAUCGUUUUUACCCUAAACAAUGGUCGUCGUGUGUGUGCAGACCCUGGAGAUCUGUGGGUGAAGAAUCACAUGAAGAAAAUUGACCUGCGCUUUUUUUCAGAGCCGAUCCAACCUCAAAAGAAACGUUAAAUCCUCUCUCUGUUAAUGCACAAUAUAUAUAAUACAAUAUAUAUAUAUAUAUAUAUAUAUAUAUAUAUAUAUAUAUAUAUAUAUAUAUAUGUAUAUAUAUAUAUAUAUAAUUUGCUAUAUUUAGACAGGCAGAAUAAAGCUUUAUUAUUAUUAUGAAUCAUAUUCCAUCAUAAACUUUAGCUUGAAGCAGUCUAACAAUAUUUAGCUCAAUUAAUCUGUGGCUUGUGGGCAUGAAGUCGUUUUUAUAUAAAUCUUAUAUACAUUAAAGGACUUUUUUUAUUUA